AUGGAUUUGUUACAAGAUCAUAGAAAUCAUAAGGAUGCUGGUAAUAUUACUGAUGUAGAAUGCAAUAAUCUUCCUGAAAACUUGACUGAGCAGAUGGGGUUCGUUACAGCUGAAAAUUUCCAGUCUCCAACUAUCAGUGAUAGAUCUUUAAUCUUCGAAAGAAAUGUCCAAGAUGACCCCUUCCUGUUGCCAUAUUCAAAUAACACGACUUUAACUUCUUUGACUGCCCAUGACUUGUCCAAACAAAGAAGUAAUUCUAGUGUUUCUCUGACUAGACAAAGGACUGGCGACUCGAUAGCGUCUACUCAUUCCUUUAGCACUAAUGAUAAUUCCACGCCAGUAAUUCCAUUACCUAUCUCUAUUAUCCCCAAUAGGCGCCUCUCUAGGACGAAUUCUUCUGCAAGUUUUUCGAAUCCUUUAUUAUCUCCACUGUCUAAAUCAGUCAGUUAUUCAUCAAGUUUUAUUCCAUCUUCUAAUGGUAAUAGUUUCAACAGCAAUAUUGCAGUUAGCUCACCCUUAGUAGAUGAUGGGUUUCACCAUCAUAGGAGGAGAACCCUAGAAAAUUCGGUCGCUCCAGCACUGGAUGCAAGCUGUUCUCUAAUGGCAGAAGAUGUCACUGAUAUAGCUGAUGUCAACAUCAUUCAUUCCAGAUCUUCAUCUACGAUUGGAUUAGACAUGGCUUUAGGUAAGCUCUCAAAUCAUUCUCAGAACAAUAAUAAUCCCAGUAAUUCUACAAAUACAGACGAAACACACAACAGUGACAUUAAAGAUCAACAAAAUAAAGAAUCUGAAAGUAAUGGAUCUAAAGUAUUAAAUUUUUAUUCAUAUAACGACCUGUUGACUGAUGAAAAAAUUAAAGAGAUACAUAGUGCAUCAAAUCCAAGUAAAAGACCUUCUUUGACUAUAUCUAAGUCUGCAUCUAAUUUUAAAAUGUCUACAUCGCCAUCACAACAGGUUAACAAUAGUAUUAAUAAUACCAAUAGCAUUAACUCAAGUUUUUUUAAUCCAUUUGCACCUGGUAGAUCUUCAUCAGUAUGUUUAUCCCCACAACAACAAUCAAGAAAGCCCUCCUUUAAUAACGGAAAUAUAUCUUUCUCUAAAUCGCCUAUUAGCCCCUCCAGCUCAGUGAUUGAAGAUACAUUAACUAAUAAUAUCAAUCACACGUCAUCUGUCUUAUUGCAAGACCCAGUGUCUACGGGAAAUUUGACCCCAUUAUCUAUAAAGAAUCAUUUAAAUAAAUCUAUUAACAGGGAUAUAGCUCAUUUACAAUCUGGGAAACGGUUAAAAGAGGCUAAGUUGAUUGAAAGUAUGUCUCAAUUUCAUAUUACCUCAAGUGAAAGUGAGAGUGAAAGUGACAGCGAAUGUGAAAAGGAAAGGAGUAAAAAUGGUUGUAUAGCAAACGAGACUAAUGAUAAUGACGAUAUUGCAGUUGAUGGUUAUUAUCCAGGACAUGGUGUCAAUGGUUCUGUAUCAUGCCUACCAACAAAAAUUAAGAAUUUAAGAUCAUCUUCUAGUUCUUCCAUUAAAAAUACAUCAUUCUUACUAAAAACUACAAACUUUUUAUACUCCAAGAAUAAAACCAGUUCAGUAAUAACAUUACAACAACAUUUCGAUAAUAAUCCUACAGAACAUAUGAAUUUGAAUGAUUCUAUCCUUGUAGAAAACUUCCAACUACAAAAGGAAAAAAUUGGUGAUAUGAUUAAAGAUAAAGUUUUAUCGUCCAAAUAA
This is a messenger RNA of Arxiozyma heterogenica, 1728 nucleotides long. It is a transcript of the gene MLF3, whose product is annotated as Mlf3p. The record is from RefSeq and is a predicted model, not a curated record. The coding region runs from base 1 to 1728 and encodes 575 amino acids. The transcript has a single exon. Lineage: Eukaryota; Fungi; Ascomycota; Saccharomycetes; Saccharomycetales; Saccharomycetaceae.